GGCGCUGCGUUGGUGCUAGGCUGCCGUAUUCAAAGAGGACGCGAAAGGACAGUGGGGCUCGUGCUGCGAGGGCAGGUGUAACGCCGAGGUGACAGACAAAGUUCGUCGUUGCACACCGUCUGCGGAUGAUGAUGGCGGUAGUGGUAUUGGCGGCGGCGGCGAUUGCGGUGUUGUCCAGAUUUACUGGAGGAGUGUGCGAAGGGAAACAGGGGUGCUGCUACGUUGGCCAGAGAAGCGCGCGAGAUGUGUGUGUGUGUGUGUGUGUGUGUGUGGGCUCUCCUAUAGAAUCAAGGGGCCAAAAUGGGGCAGGCCCUGGCGAAGAAGACGAGGGAGAAAGGGGGGGAAAGGGAAUUAGGGUCGCGAGGGGGGGAAAGGGGGGGGGAAUCGCCAAAGGGCAGCAGCGGCGAUGGCGAUGAUGAGGAGGAUAGGUUGGGUAGUGGUUGAUCGAUCGUCGAGGAACGGGAGAUGAGUAGCGAUUCGAUUUGGUGGGCGCCUGCACUCAGCGGCUGGCUAUUGGCGAUGAGGCUGCGACGAUGAGAGGGGGGGCCAGGGGAGAAAGG
Messenger RNA from Jaminaea rosea, 560 nucleotides. RefSeq lists its product as hypothetical. The transcript has a single exon. The coding region runs from base 126 to 416 and encodes 96 amino acids. The record is from RefSeq and is a predicted model, not a curated record. NCBI's taxonomy places the organism in Eukaryota, Fungi, Basidiomycota, Exobasidiomycetes, Microstromatales.